Prunus armeniaca (apricot) is the source of this 636-nucleotide messenger RNA. NCBI's taxonomy places the organism in Eukaryota, Viridiplantae, Streptophyta, Magnoliopsida, Rosales, Rosaceae. The record is from the annotation of a GenBank genome assembly.
AUGGCUGCCUCGAAAUCCAAUCUUAGGAGCUCUUGUUCCUUCCCAAAUAUUCUCCUCUCAUGUUUGAAUUUCACUCUCUUCAUACUCUCUGUCACUUCUCUAGUUCCUACUAUCCUCCUCAGGAUGCCCCCAACGUCAAUGGGCAUGGCAUUCCUGAUGAUUUCUGGCAUCUCAAUUCUCUCCUCCUUUGUAGGCUUCUACUCUCAGCUCACCCACCUCUGCUUCAUAACCCAUGUUUCACUUCUCCUUGCCUCACUGAUCGGACAAUUGCUUGGCAUAUUGGCCUUGUUUACCAAAGAGCGUUCUACCAUUUCAAUGCUCAAGUCGCCCCGGGACCCAAAAGAGGCCAAGCUUUUGGUGAGGUUGGAAUGUGGGGUUCUGAUGGCAAUGUUGAUGAUGCAGAUGGUAGUACUGGUGUUGAGCUGUGUGGUGCAGAGCUGCUGGGUGAGAGAGUAUGAGGGGUUGGAAGCUGAGAGAGAGGCCAUGACAAAGAAGAGGAACCGGCGAAUCGCUAAAGUUCAAGAAGAAUCCAUUGAAAAUGCUGCAAAGAUAGCUGAGGUCAAGGCCAAGGAUUUGGAUGAGAAGAUGAAGAACAAGUAUGGACAGUGGGUGAAGACUAGUGAGUUUGAAGGCUAG